AUGCAGGGCCUCAUAUGUUCUUCCACAACCCUGAGUUUCCACUCCAUGGGGGCAGACGAAUAUAAGAAAGAUCUUCCCCUCCACAGGUUUCUACAGUCCAGGAUCCCAGACCUCGAGAACCACCACUGCGUUGUCACUAAGAUGCCUGACACUUCGCUGCUUUUCGGCCCUCUCCUGAUUGGAGUUUGUCUCAAUAUGAUUUUAUACGGGGUGUCACUUGUACAGUCAUUCAUUUACUACCAAACAUACAAGCAAGAUGCAGCCUGGAUACGAUAUUUUGUGCUCUAUCUCUUCGUUCUAGAAACCGCCAAUACUGGGUUUAAUAUAGGUUUGCUGUACGAACCCCUGGUCCUCCACUAUGGGGACCCGCGUUCCUUCAUCAUCUCGCCAUUAAUGUUGAUUGCGGACCCUAUUGUCACGGUCAUGGUAUCUACGCCCGUACAAUUUUUCAUCGCAUGGAGAAUCAAAGUCAUCGGCAACUCUCUCAUCAUGCCCAUAGUCAUUGUUUUCCUCGGGACGUGCGCCUUCAUUGGAGGCAUUGCGCUCACUGUCUGCGUGUCUUACAUGCGCGAAUGGUCUCGCUUCACGCAAUUCGAGGGCGCUGUUAUCACCUGGCUGGCGGCUGCAGCUGCAGCAGACUUGCUGAUCACAGGCUCCCUCUCGUGGUCACUGAACCGGAGGCGGACGGGAAUCAAAGCUACUGAUGACAAGGUUUCAAGAAUCAUCCGUCUUACGGUGCAGACCGGCCUUAUUACAGCCAUCUUCGCACUCGCGGACGUGUUGAUAUUCCUGACAGUGAAGGGGACAACGCUUAACUUCAUCUGGGACUUGCCGCUAUCGAAGCUAUACACUAACUCGUUGCUUAGCACCUUGAACUCCCGUGCGGGAUGGGGCAACCUUACAGGACAAUCGACGGAAGAUACAAACGUCCUCUUUGCACGCAGUGAGCGUAGACGGCCUGGAAACGCUGUACCACACCACUCCAUUUCAGGCGGUAUGUCAGGUGUCAUCGAGCUCGAGCCCACUGGCACCCAGGCAUCGGAGCACCGCGUCAAGUUUGGCAGCAGCAUCGCGGUGACGACCGUUGUGGAACGCACGGGCGAUGGUGUAUACAAGAAGAGCAUGGAUAACAAGGUUUAA
This is a messenger RNA of Cyclocybe aegerita, 1140 nucleotides long. NCBI's taxonomy places the organism in Eukaryota, Fungi, Basidiomycota, Agaricomycetes, Agaricales, Hemipholiotaceae. The record is from the annotation of a GenBank genome assembly.